UGAGUUGUGGGAUAGGUGGGGAUGUUUCCAUCAUGGCGGCUUCCAUUUCGGGUUAUACCUUCAGUUCUGUGUGUUAUCACAGUGCCAACAGCAACUCAGAUCACGAAGGAUUUCUGUUGGGAGAAGUAAGACAAGAGGAGACUUUCAGCAUCAGUGAUUCACAAAUCAGCAACACAGAGUUUCUGCAGGUAGUAGAAGUCCAUAAUCAUGAGCCAUGUGCACAUCUUUUUAGCUUUUAUGACUACGCAGGUAAAGUUAAUGAAGAGAAUCUCAACAGAAUUCUCAAAGACAGAAGAAAAAAUGUCAUCGGUUGGUACCGCUUCAGGAGAAACACGCAGCAGCAGAUGUCCUUCAGGGAGCAGAUCAUCCACAAGCAGCUGACCCGCAUUCUGGGAGUGCCUGACCUCGUCUUCCUUCUCUUCAGCUUCAUCUCCACUGCCAACAACUCCACGCAUGCGCUCGAGUACGUGCUGUUCCGGCCAAACCGAAGCAGGUACAAUCAGAGGGUUUCACUUACCAUUCCCAAUCUGGGCAAUACAAGCCAACAGGAGUAUAAGGUUUCAUCCGUACCGAACACAUCUUGGAAUUACGCCAAGGUGAUCAAGGAGCACGGUGCUGAAUUCUUUGACAAGGAUGGGGUAAUGAAGGAUAUCAGAACCAUCUUCCAAGUGUACAGUGCGCUACAAGAGAAAGUCCAGGCAGUGUGUGCAGAAGUGGAGCAGAGUGAACGUGUGAAAGAGAAUAUUCAAGAAGAAGUGAACAAACUUAAACAGCACAUAGCUCUCAGGAAAAGGAAAAAUGCAGAGGAGGAGAGGAGAGUUCGGGAGGCAGCAGCAGGGCCUGCAGCAGUCGGAGGACAAGCUCCGGUGGAAGAUUCCGAGUCUCCUCUCCACUCCAGGGAGGCGUUCCCAACUGCUGCGUCGGACCGCCCCGACCCAGAGGAGCCCCUUUCCUCAGAUGUGCCGCCCCCGUACGCAGAGGUGGUGCCCCGAGACAGCCCCGCAGUGCCCUGCCCCGAGCCCAGCACGGCUCUCCUGCCCCGGCCGCAGGCGGUGGGCUCCUCGGGCCACGUGCCCCCCGGCCUCGCGCUCGGCGGGGCUGGCGGCGCGGAGUAUUCAGGAAACGGAGACGGUUCCAGCACUGACUCCUCGGACAGGCGAGCCGCCGGGCAGGAAGACGAAGAGGACAGCAGCAGCGAGUACGAGAACCUGGUCCAGGAGCCCUCGGAGUCAUCGGACAACGAAGUGCCGCCGCUUCCCCAGGCACGGCCCGCAGCACUGAGACCCGAUGGGGAUGCCCGCAGCUCCCAGGCCUCUCCGAUCCGGAUGCAGUGAGGCUCCGUGGGGACUGGGGAAUAGAGCUUCAGGCGGCCUCUACUGGGCAAGCGAUAAUCCAUUGAAAAUGAGGAAGAGAAUAGAACUAGAAAAAGAGGAUUCAGGGCCCUGAAAAUAAAAGGCACGUGCAGAUCGUUCUACCGUUUGUUUUUUGGUGUGUUUUAAAUUUUGCCCAAAUGGAAAAGUUUGGACUUUGAUUCCUGGUCUGGGGAGUCAAGCCUGGCUUGGUGCUGCCUUAGUGAACAGAGAGGUUUUUAAAGAUUUUAUUUUUUGUUUUGUUUUGGGAGGGGAGACACGUUAGAAUAACAAGACUCUAUCAGUGCCAUGUUUUGGUUAGGUUUGGUUAUACCAGUAAAACUACUGGAAGGAACACAGGCCCACUCUGUCCUUUGGUGGCAAGUCUGCGGCCACCAUCUGUUAAUAACCUAGGUAAACAAAUCAUGCCAUUACCUCUUGCACUAUUUUGCCUUGUUUUUACAUUUAUUUAAAUGGAAAAGGGAAAAUAAAGUUUCUGCGGCCUUUGAUAUUUUCUUUUUUAAAUGAACCAAAUUAAUGUUUAGCUAGUGAUAUUUUGUUUCACGACACCUAAUCAGAACAAAGAAAGAAUAUAUAUUAUACUUGCUUCAGCUUGCACGUUUCUUGGAGACUAUUUAUGUGAGCAGGACUGUUGUCUGCAAAAAAUUUUCUCUUACAAUUGAUAAGUCUGUUAAUAAUGUGGUUGCCUAUUUCUUUAACGGAAGAAAACGUAAUGCUAAGGAAAAAAUGCACUUCUUUGUUAAGGGGUGUUUUUUUUACUUAGUUCAAAGUAAAGUGGUUGUUAAUACCAUGGCACAAUGUUGAUAUCUUGUUCUUCUCAAAUAACACUGACAUUAUAUGCUCUUUGGUGCACUUAAAUUUGCUGAAUUUUCUAUAUUUCUUGUGCUUUACCAGUACUGUUAAAUUGUGCCACAGAUAAGUCUGCUUUACAUUAGGGGUGGGAUAUUAAGUUCACCUUUUGUGCAAUGUUUGGGAUUUGCUGAACAAGCAGCAAUUAACAAAUAAGAAGAUGCUCUAGUGUGCAGUCUAGUGUGAAGUCUGUUAAAACAUUGAAAGCAACAUGAGCAAGAAAAUCUGCUUAUCUCCUACCUGUACUACUGCUGAUACUAUAUUUGCUCCAGUUUAAAGUGAAGAGUUUCUGUUCUGCCGGUUUUGAAAGGGAGGCGCCUUACAGAUUUUAUGCUGCAUUGGAAUUUUGUGGUGUAAACCACUUGUUGACAGCUGUAAGCUUCUAUAAUUCACAGGCCUUUAUGGCUGCAAGAGCUGUGAAUCAGUGUUCCUUCAAAACAACAAAAUCUUAUAAAGCUUUGGUGCCUUCCAUUUACGCAACUAUACCGCCAAAUCAUGAAAGUGGGAGGACAAAAGCUGGAAAAGACUGAUUUAUAUAGGUUCUUGACAUCAGAGCACUGAAAACCUUAGUGAAGGACUAAUCCUAAAAAGAGACUAUUGGAUGACCGAUGAACAUAAGAGGGCAGGUUUAUUCCCAAGCACAAAGUCUGAUGACAAGUUACCCAAGAGCAUCGGUUGAAUGGCUGAAGAAAAGGUAACUAGCUGCAUUAAAUAUUGGAUACAUUUUUCCAUGGAUAUCUUGAUUCAGCCUAAACUUGAUUUGUACAGGGUAAUAAAGUAAAAAUGGUUAUUUGGUUUACAGUC
Messenger RNA from Lepisosteus oculatus (spotted gar), 3023 nucleotides. RefSeq names its product abraxas 2, BRISC complex subunit (gene abraxas2). Gene Ontology annotation, molecular function: polyubiquitin modification-dependent protein binding; microtubule binding. Lineage: Eukaryota; Metazoa; Chordata; Actinopteri; Semionotiformes; Lepisosteidae. Gene Ontology annotation, biological process: mitotic spindle assembly; attachment of spindle microtubules to kinetochore; protein K63-linked deubiquitination. Gene Ontology annotation, cellular component: nucleus. The record is from RefSeq and is a predicted model, not a curated record.